UCCUUUGAUUGAAAAUGUUUUCUUUAAUAAAAGUAAUUUUCUUUGUUUAAAGCAACUUUUUUAAUUGAACUAACAUUGUUUUGGGCAGUUAGAUUUUAGCCACAACUGCCUAGUUGUUAUUAAAUGAAAUAAUAGAAAGACAACAGACCCCCCCCCCCAAUUGAAAUCAAGAAUUAAGAGUUAAGGCUGCUAAAAACAACUACAGCUAGACACAAAUUUCACUUGCAGACAUUUCCAUGUACAAACAGAAUACAACAAUCUAAAAGCAGUGAACACAGAGAGUCUUACGAAAAUACUGAUGAAAAUACUGAUUAAAAUUAUCAAUCGCAUAAGAAUCUCCCUACCCUGUCUCUUUGAACACAUCAGAACAAUUUUGGACAAUUUCCGAUCCAGGAUCACAUAAACCAUAAACUAAUGGACAUACAUGUGUCUUGCAGAAUAUAACUAUAAUCUUCAUAGCAAACUUCAAAAUUACGAGCUUAGUAUGGGGAAAAAAACAACAGCAAAUGAACAAAACCAUUUCAAUGGAAAAAGUAGCAUCAGUGAGCCAUGGACAGAGACAGUUUGAAAAUGGAAAUGAGUGCAUGUGAGAGAUACGAAUAGAUGUGUGGGGAAGUGAGGAGAAUACGAGGAAUGCAGAAUAUUUUGAUAGUUGAAGGCCUGUCAAACAUUUUUAUAAUUAUGUCUAAUCUAUUUAUAGCUGAAAUUCCCCCUUUGUUAGUGAGAGACCACCAUAUGAGGAUGUUGAAGUAUGAGUAUGAAGGAUGCUGGAAAAUGAUGGAAAAUACUCAAAUUCAUAUCAGCAAAAUAUUUUUUAGGAGGCUAAAAAAAAAAGUUCUCCACAUGUAUUUGUUUGUUUGUGCACCUGAAGAACAGAGUCACACAAACUCAACCCUUUAUAUGCUAAUCCUUUACCCUCAUUCCUGACCUUUCAUAUAUUCAUAUGCUGUUAUUUUUGAAUUGAACUGAAAUAACUCAGGGCAAUGCGCUAAAAAUAGAGAUGUGUCAGGAAGAUCCAUGUGGCAGGGAGAACUUGGCGACAAUAAUCACAGACACAGAGCAGCGGGCGCAGCCAUGCUCACAAGACACAAAGCCCAGGUGCUAGUGAGCUACAGUACAGCCAGGGGUGGGGGUGUCAAUAUGCUCAAUAAUCAGCUGGCGAUGGAGGCUCUUAGUGAAAUGAUGGGAUGCAACUGCAGUGGUGCUGAGAUCAGCACAAAACAGAGAAGCUGUGAGAGAAACUAAGCAUAUCAUGUUUUUAUAUUCACUGUGAAGACAAAGAGGAACGAUUGUUUUAGUUGGCUUUAGUUGCCUCUGCCCCUUAGUAUCAAUGUGAGGGCAAAUUACAAAAUAGGGCCAUUGAAUUAGAUAAGGAUAGAGAGGGGCAAAAUGACGCAAUGUCACUGCAAAAAGGCUCUUGCGUACGAGAAAGGAGAAAUGAGAAUACAUGUAGAAGUAAUACUUCGUACCUUCCACAUCACUUCUCUGUUAAUUUACCAGAUCUUACAAUGCACUUAAUAAGCUGUUUCCCAAACACAGAUUUCUUAUCUUUGCACUUUAUCUGUCACACUUAAACCUUCAGAUAAUUUAAGUAAUGUCAACAUCCAUCAAAGAAAAAAUAUUUUUGAUCUAAGCUAGGAAGGGGAACCAAAUCUAUCCCAUCCAAUUGGGCCCUAUGUUGAAAGUAAAUAACCUCUAAACCUACUUGUCACUUUAAGGUUGUCUCCCAACACAGACUUUGAUUGGACCAUAACAAACAAGUGUCGGGAAGAUAAUAUACCCCAAUUGUGGAGCUAUACUUUUUGAACACAAUAUUACAAUAUUCUAACAGCCAUAUCAAAACAUGAAGACUUGUAAUAGAUUUGAAUAUGUCAGUUAAAGGUCUUGGAGCUAAUCUUCCAAUGAAGUAAGGGUGCCAAAAUCCACUGCGUCUUAACCCCAUAAGCAGUUAGAAGGUGGUGAAAGCUUCUGAUGAGAAUGUCUGAGCCGACAGUGUUGAGGGAUGAGCUGAAGCUAUUUAGCCUACGUCCCUACAUAUUCAGGAUCAUGUAGGGUGAAGUGUAUUCUCAGUUGACUAUGCCAAUGUCCAACGUGUUCAUUCAUUUGGCCAACUGCAGGGGUCCAUCAGGAGGGGAUAUUUUGUCCUUUAGUUGGUAAGCCAUCAGUUGCUUCCAGCUUAGAGUUGGACGUCAGCAAAACCAAGGAGAUGGUGAUCUCAUUUUCCAGCAGUAGAAGGCAUCUUGUUGCUGUAAACAAUGGAAUUCUCCAGUGGAGAUUGUUCAGAAUAUUAUAUACUAUUUUGAGUUGGUUUUCUCCUUCUCCAUAUGCUGUUGAUGUCACUGUGUCAUCUACAGAAUAGAAACUGCCUUCAUCAUACUGUAAACCUAUUUUCCAAGAUUACUGAUCUUCAUGCUCGCCACCUGGGCAUUGUGUACGAACAGCAAUCUGGCUCCACUGGAUGGCAAUUUUGAAAUGAUCGAACUCAUCCUUUGUUUCCAGCUUUUCAGAACUCACCAUCUGGCCACAAGCUCCAUUUCCUAGAUUGCAAGACCUAGAGAGGGAAAAGCUAAAUUUUUCCCCAAUGCUAUUUGCAUAUUGAACUUUAAGGGGUUUAAAUAACUCAUUUAUAAUGAGUAUCUUUCAAGUGUUUCCAUGUAAAUCACCAUAAUGUAGCACAUCUAUCUGUCAACAGGUCUAUGUGAGAUCCAUGGCAGAUCUGUUGUGUUCUCUUUUCCUAAGGGAUAAAAAAAAAAAGAAAAUUGAUUCUGUUCAAUUAAAUGAGUUGAACAAAAGAUUUAAAGACCAGAUUUCAGCACAACAAGUAUGAAUGUCCUUUUAAAAAAAUCGUUGAGCUUAUCUGAUUUUCUGGUUACUCCAGGAAGGGUUUCUGAGAAGAGUAGGGUUGCUGGUGCAGGAAGAGCUUUUGUGUUGGAGUGAGAGGUGGAAGAGUUGGAAAGAGUGUGUAUGGCUGCUUUCAAAAUCUGCAGGAAAAGCCGUUAUGGUCGUCUGCCAGGGUUCGGCUCCGGAUAGGGAGAUGAUCUCCUUUAGUUGGUUUUAAAGUAAUCCCAUCAGACUUCAGUGAAGCGUGGCUAUAUAAACAGAAGUAAAGGUUAAGCGCUCAGCAAACCCAUAGAGUUACAUGUGAGAGGAAAGUCCGAGAGCUGAGAAUCUCUUUCUAAGAUCAAGAUGGGAGAAGGAUGGAGAAAACAGGUGUUUGCUGCCAAAAGACACAAUGAAGAUACUACAAGGGACUCCGCUUUCACAUACACAAACAGUAAUCAUACCAAAGAUCCUUUUGAGGGACCAAACUACCAUGUCGCUCCUCGAUGGGUUUACAAUGUCUCAACAGUCUGGAUGUUGUUUGUGGUUGUUUCAUCUGUCUUUACCAAUGGCCUGGUUUUAGUAGCUACAGCAAAGUUCAAGAAACUCCGUCAUCCUCUCAACUGGAUCUUAGUCAACCUUGCCGUUGCUGAUCUUGGUGAGACGGUUUUUGCCAGUACCGUCAGUGUGUGCAACCAGUUUUUUGGCUAUUUCAUUUUGGGACAUCCAAUGUGUGUCUUUGAAGGUUACGUUGUCUCAGUUUGUGGUAUUACUGCACUUUGGUCCCUGACUAUCAUCUCUUGGGAGCGAUGGGUUGUUGUAUGCAAACCUUUUGGAAAUGUCAAGUUUGAUGCUAACUGGGCCGCAGGCGGAAUUGUAUUCUCCUGGGUCUGGUCCGUGGUGUGGUGUGCCCCUCCCCUCUUUGGAUGGAGCAGGUUUUGGCCUUAUGGACUGAAAACCUCCUGUGGACCUGAUGUUUUCAGCGGUAGUAAAGACCCUGGAGUCAAGUCCUACAUGAUUGUCCUGAUGAUUACCUGCUGCAUUAUUCCUCUGGCUGUCAUAGUCUUGUGCUACCUUGCUGUGUGGUUGACCAUCCGUGAUAUUGCUAGGCAGCAGAAGGAAUGUGAGUCAACCCAGAAUGCUCAGAAGGAAGUCUCCAGGAUGGUUGUUGUCAUGAUCUUGGCUUUUUGUAUCUGCUGGGGACCUUACGCCUUUUUUGCCUGCUUUGCUGCAGCCAACCCCGGAUAUGCCUUUCAUCCUUUGCUUGCUGCCUUGCCUUCAUACUUUGCAAAGAGUGCCACCAUCUACAACCCCAUUAUCUAUGUCUUCAUGAACCGACAGUUUCGCAGAUGCAUCAUGAAGCUGUUUGGCAGAGUAGUAGAGGAUGAUUCUGAAGUGUCCACAUCGCAGACAGAGGUCUCCUCUGUGGCUCCUGCAUAACACUUCAUGAUCUGUUUUGUCACCAAAUCUUUUUAACUCUAUUAAUCAUUUGUUUUAUUACAAAACCUAUAUGUCGCAAACAAAAUGGAGAACAGUAAAGCUCUUUUAUUUGAAUGCAUGGAUGAUGUGUUUUAAAAAAAUCUGUGUUAGAUAUAGGUUAGAUGUAACAAGAUCCACACUUUAAAAAAUAUUUCACUUCUCAGUCUGUAAAUAGUGCUUAAAAUUUUAUGGAUGAGCUGUCAAUGCACUUUUGGAGUAAUUCUGGUAGAUCAGCUACUCCUGGGAAAAGUUAUUGCUGCCUUACAUGUUCCCCAUAUGUGAAUUAUUACUCUCAGUGUUGUUCCUAAAGUUUUAGAAACGGCUUUGUGACUAUUUUGAUGAUACCUUUCGAAUGAUGUUGUAGACUUUGUUGCUUAAAUGAUCUUGAUUUUUCUCAAAGUAGGGUUGUGGUGUUUUAGAACCUCUAUUGGCUAAUUUAUUUUCUCAUAUAGUUUUUAUAUAAGUGAUACAUAAAUCAUGUGGUUGUACUGUAAGAGGUUCCAUUUGGUUCCAUUUAAAUAAUAACUAAAUAAGUUUAAGGAAACAAAUAUUUAAGUGUGACAAUAAAGUGAAAACUAAAAAAUCUUAUGGUGAAUUAUUGUUUCUAAAGCAAUGAAUAUCUUGUAUAUUAAACACAAACGUACUCCCAGCUGAGAAAAAAAAAAAAAAACAGCAUCAAGCAAUAUUUACACCUAACAAGACGGAAGAUGGAUGAAAAAGAAUGAAUGCUGAUGCAGAUCUGCAGAAAGAGGCAAUGAUUCAUAGGAAGGUUUUUAUCCUUAAAAGGUGGUGGCACACAUGUCAACUUUGCUAUUAAGUAAUAUCCAACUUAGAUGUUGCCAUGUGUAUGACCACACUAUCUAGUCAUUUCUUAUUGAAUUGCUAGUCUUCUCAAUUGAGUUAAUAUGAGAGCAAGUUUCGGAUGUCUAAAUUUUUAUAACCAAUCUUGGUAUUUGAACCUGACAAUGAUUGAAAACGUGCCAAACAAUUACAUUAUAAAACAAUCCAGUGAUCCAAAUAUGAUCAAAUUUAAUUUCACAUGAUUUGCAAUAAGUACACUUAUAUAUAUAUACAAAUAUUUGCUAAUUAUAUCGUCUGUGCACAUUUUGCCUUGUUACAACCACAAUUUAAAAAGGAUUGAAUUUAGAUUAUAUCUGAUUACAUCAAAUAUUUAUUACAUUUAUAAUCAAUCAUCACAAAAUGCAUAAUUGUGAAGGGUAAGCAAACUGACCUGUAGUUUUAACUGUUUUUUAUUUUUAAAUCUGAAAAAUGUGGAGUACAUUUGUAUUUAGCACCCUUUGUUAGUCCUAAAUAAAAUUCAGUGACACUUAAUUUUCACCUAAUUAGGAAAUAUAAACCAUCCCUGUUAAGGUUAGUAUAUUAAAGAUACAGAUGAUCUUUCAAGAAACAACUGGAAAAGUAGUUCAAGAAUUAUAAAAGACUUGGUGUAGAUCCAUUUUCCAUUACAGUGCUGAUGCUAAACAUACAAGCAGAGCUACAAAGGAAUUGUUAAGGUAAAUCUACACGCAUUAGAAUGGCCUUAUUCAAAGCCUCCUUCUAAAUCCAAUUAAGAAUCUUUGGCAAGACUUAAAAAUUGCUGUUUAGUGUUUAGAUCCAACACAUAAAAAUCCCAUUAAAAAUACUAACAUUUGUGGUUGCAACAUACCAAAAUGAUUGGGGUAUGUAUACUUUUGCAAGUCACCGUAGACUUAUUUUACAGAUAUUUGGUGAUUUUCUUUGCAUGCGAAUAGAAAACGAUUGAAACAUGCCAAACUGAACUGCAGGCCAAUGGGAUUAAAAAGCGAUUUUCCAUUAGCUACUGCCUCUCUGCCUGUGUGAUUGGCAAUGCAUGUUACUUGUGUUAGGUGGUAGGUUCGCUGUGGGAAGCCAAUGGUCUGCAUGCCAGUAAAAACCACGUUGCUAGAAGGUUAGCGGGUUUACCUGGUCCAAGGUAGAGUACCUUGACUUGAGCGUGAUGACCUCAUCCAGGUGAGCCCUGA
Cyprinodon variegatus (sheepshead minnow) is the source of this 6299-nucleotide messenger RNA. Its product is annotated as red-sensitive opsin-like. The record is from RefSeq and is a predicted model, not a curated record. Gene Ontology annotation, molecular function: G protein-coupled receptor activity. Gene Ontology annotation, cellular component: photoreceptor outer segment; membrane. The coding region runs from base 3187 to 4260 and encodes 357 amino acids. Gene Ontology annotation, biological process: phototransduction; visual perception; G protein-coupled receptor signaling pathway. The transcript is spliced from 2 exons. Lineage: Eukaryota; Metazoa; Chordata; Actinopteri; Cyprinodontiformes; Cyprinodontidae.